This is a messenger RNA of Seminavis robusta, 832 nucleotides long. The record is from the annotation of a GenBank genome assembly. Lineage: Eukaryota; Bacillariophyta; Bacillariophyceae; Naviculales; Naviculaceae.
UGUGAAGGGCUAAAGUUUUUAUCAUCUCCUUCUCUCACAAUUUUAGAAAGCUGCAACCUGCAAACAGACCAUUCAACACCAUCCCACCCAACAAGAUGUGCCAAGUGAACAAAAGCCACCGCAAUGGAGCCAUGGUCCAGCUGAAGCCACGCGGCAUCCUCAAGGUCCCGACCCAAGCCGAGUCUCUCUUCUCGUCUGCCGUCCAAGAGGAGAAACCUCUUACCAAGCGCCAAAGCAACGUAACUUUUGAUAUCACUGAGAUUCGAGUCUACCCUCUACUGUUGGACACAAGUUGCGGAGGCCCCGCUCUGACCAUUGGAUGGAAGCCAGUCUCAGGUGAUGUUAUGACCGUGCAAGAGUAUUACUUGGAAAAUUCUACAAACAUGCGACGAAGCAACAAGCUUCGAGGCAUCAAACCCGAAGAUCGCAUCAGUAUGCUCCUCAAUGCCGGAUACGAUAAGGAGGAACUGUAUAACCACGUUCUCACUUUCAAACUCAAGGAAGAGCAAGAAAGGCAACAGUCCAAGACAAUCUAUCGCAAGCUGCGAAAGGCAGCCCUGAAAAUCACUGCACUAAAACUCACUGGUCUCAAUGCUGCUGCAUAAGCAUUCAAAGUUGACUGUCAUCAAAAAGUGGUGCUUCCUCCAGACUUCUCCUCUUUCCCUUCCAACAAGUAGAUUUUUAUGUACACUAAUAAAAUUUUGAGCAAUAGACUUUCAUAUUACUUGAUUCGCUUCACACAAGAAACUAUCGGAUACUCCUAGCUAGCAGACAGGGCACACUAACAUGGUGCCUAUAGCUUCAGAUAUCCAAAAGACCCUGCUCAAAUACG